This is a messenger RNA of Phodopus roborovskii (desert hamster), 1606 nucleotides long. RefSeq names its product dehydrogenase/reductase 11 (gene Dhrs11). NCBI's taxonomy places the organism in Eukaryota, Metazoa, Chordata, Mammalia, Rodentia, Cricetidae. The transcript has 7 exons. The coding region runs from base 72 to 1064 and encodes 330 amino acids. The record is from RefSeq and is a predicted model, not a curated record.
GUGGCCGGAAGGGGCGGCCCCGCGGCCGCUCAAGGGACAGGGCGGCCAGGCCGCGGCGGUCCUCGGGCUCGAUGUGGCCCAGUGCCGAGGUCCCGAGGGCGGAGCCCCGGCCAGAGGCCGGCCCGCAUGGGGGUGGAUCUAGGCGCUGCUCCGAUGUUUGCAGGUUGUCGGAGCCCGCCCCAUCAGUGACCGGGGAGCGGCCGAGCCUCGGUGACUCCGGACGAAGCUCCCUGGUCUCAGUGCCUGGCUCGCUGAACGAGGUGGCCGGACGGCUCGGGACCAUGGCCAGAGCCGGCAUGGAGAGGUGGCGCGACCGGCUGGCACUGGUGACGGGAGCCUCGGGGGGCAUAGGUGCGGCCGUGGCUCGGGCAUUAGUCCAGCAGGGACUGAAGGUGGUGGGUUGUGCCCGCACCGUUGGCAACAUCGAGGAGCUGGCUGCUGAAUGUAAGAGUGCAGGCUACCCCGGGACUUUGAUCCCCUACAGAUGUGACCUGUCAAAUGAGGAGGACAUCCUCUCCAUGUUCUCGGCUGUCCGCUCUCAGCACAGUGGCGUGGAUAUCUGCAUCAACAAUGCCGGCAUGGCCCGGCCUGACACCCUGCUCUCAGGCAGCACCAGCGGUUGGAAGGACAUGUUCAAUGUGAAUGUGCUGGCCCUCAGCAUCUGCACUCGGGAGGCUUAUCAGUCCAUGAAGGAGCGGAAUGUGGACGACGGGCAUAUCAUUAACAUCAACAGCAUGUGUGGCCACCGAGUCCCACCCCAGUCUGUCAUCCAUUUCUAUAGUGCGACCAAGUAUGCCGUCACUGCAUUGACAGAGGGACUAAGGCAAGAGCUUCUGGAGGCCCAGACCCAUAUCCGGGCCACGUGUAUCUCUCCAGGCUUGGUGGAGACACGGUUUGCCUUCAAACUCCAUGACAAGGACCCCGAGACAGCCGCUGCCACCUAUGAGGACAUAAAGUGUCUCAAACCCGAGGAUGUGGCUGAGGCUGUCAUCUACGUGCUCAGCACACCCCCACAUGUUCAGGUUGGAGACAUCCAGAUGAGGCCCACAGAGCAGGUGACCUAGUGUUCUGUGAGGAACUCCUACCUUCCCCACCCUUCAUGGCUGGCCUCCUGCCUCUGGAUUUUAGGUGUUGAUUUUUGGACCCUUGAUCUUACUUCCUUAUCCACUCCACUAGGGAUAGAAAAUUUGUCAAAUUAUCCCCAUUAUACAUGUGAAAAAAAAAGGGGGGGCUGGGGAGAGAAGGCAUGGUUGUGGCUGUUUUAUCUGCUGACUUGUUCUGAGUCCCUCUCUUGGGUUCCUUAGCCUUUACUCUCCUCAGCCUCUUCCUCUUGACACAGGCAAGGGAUGUGGCCAAAAGGGGCACUGUUUAUUUUAUUGCACCCUACCCUCUGCCCCUUAGGGUUUGGGUAGUAGGCAGAACCUCAUCUUUUUCCUGUAUAGUUACCCAGGGCUCCAGGCUCCCUUUCCAGUCCCCCACCCUUCCAGUCCAAUUUUGGCUCUUAUCCUGGGGUGAUUACUGCACUCUAACCAUGGCUACAGAAUACCAGGACCUGUCUCCGAGCUUACAUUUCACUGUAACAAUUAAAGAGAAAGAUCGCAACCUA